Messenger RNA from Lachancea lanzarotensis, 1611 nucleotides. RefSeq names its product LALA0S09e00826g1_1 (gene ERG11). NCBI's taxonomy places the organism in Eukaryota, Fungi, Ascomycota, Saccharomycetes, Saccharomycetales, Saccharomycetaceae. The transcript has a single exon. Gene Ontology annotation, biological process: ergosterol biosynthetic process. The record is from RefSeq and is a predicted model, not a curated record. Gene Ontology annotation, molecular function: heme binding; oxidoreductase activity, acting on paired donors, with incorporation or reduction of molecular oxygen; monooxygenase activity. Bases 1 to 1611 code for a protein of 536 amino acids.
AUGGCGUCUGGCAAUACUUCAGUGGUCAAUGCACUGGUUUCCAAAGUUUUAGCGCUUUCCAGCGGCGCGUUGAGCUGGUUUUUACAUCUACCCAUCGCACAACAGGCAUCCAUUGUGAUCCUGGCGCCGUUCGCGUACAUUAUUUUGUGGCAGUUGUGGUUUUCUAUGCGCAAAGAUCGGGUUCCGCUCGUUUUCUACUGGAUUCCUUGGGUUGGUAGUGCUGUCACUUACGGAAUGAAACCAUACGAGUUUUUCGCAGAAUGCCAGCAGAAAUACGGUGAUGUUUUCUCAUUUAUGCUUUUGGGACGUGUUAUGACGGUGUAUUUGGGACCCAAGGGCCACGAAUUCGUGCUCAAUGCCAAACUGGCAGAUGUGUCUGCUGAAGCGGCCUAUACACAUCUCACAACCCCAGUUUUUGGUAAAGGUGUGAUUUACGAUUGUCCUAACAGCAAGUUGAUGGACCAGAAGAAGUUCGUGAAAGGUGCACUCAGUACUGAGUCCUUCCGUUCUUAUGUGCCAAAGAUAGCAGACGAGAUUUAUCAGUACUUCCGCACCUCCAAGAAUUUCGAAAUGAACUCCAAAUCUUCAGGUACCAUCAAUGUUAUGGAAUCUCAGCCUGAAAUGACCAUUUUCACCGCAUCGCGUUCUUUGCUAGGUGAAGAAAUGCGUCAAAUGCUCAACACCGAUUUUGCUUAUCUGUACUCGGAUCUAGACAAGGGUUUCCAGCCUAUCAACUUUGUCUUCUCUCAUCUACCUCUAGAUCACUACCGUAAGCGUGAUCAUGCUCAAAGAACCAUCAGUGCCACCUACAUGAAGUUGAUCAAGAAGAGAAGAGAGAAUAAUGAUAUUCAGGACAGAGAUUUGAUUGAUUCUUUAUUGAAAAACUCUACAUACAAAGACGGCACGCAAAUGACCGACCAAGAAAUCGCCAACUUGUUAAUUGGUGUAUUGAUGGGUGGUCAACACACAUCUGCAGCUACAUCGGCCUGGUUGCUGUUGCAUUUGGCCGAAGAGCCAAAGAUUCAAGAAGAACUCUACAAAGAACAAAUGGAGGUUUUGGAAAACGGUAAGCUGGAGUUGACUUUUGACUUAUUACAGAAAAUGCCAUUAUUGAAUCAGACUAUCAAAGAAACUCUAAGACUGCACCACCCGUUGCAUUCGCUAUUCCGUCAAGUUACCAGAGACAUGUCCGUUCCAAACACCCCAUAUGUCGUACCUAAAGGGCAUUUUGUUCUUGUUUCUCCUGGUUACUGUCACUUGCAAGACGAAUUUUUCCCUCAAGCAAAGAAAUUCGAUCCACAUCGCUGGAAUAACGACUAUCAGUCUUCUUACGGUUCUAGUGAACAGGUUGACUACGGUUUUGGUGCCAUCUCCAAGGGUGUCUCGUCACCUUACUUGCCAUUCGGGGGUGGAAGACACAGAUGCAUUGGUGAGCACUUCGCUUACUGUCAACUUGGUGUCAUUCUUUCCAUCUACAUUAGAACUUUGAAGUGGAAGUCAUCCUCGAAAAUGAAUGGCGUUCCACAGCCUGAUUUUCAAAGUAUGGUCACCUUGCCCUUAGAACCAGCCGAGAUUGUGUGGGAAAAGAGAAACCCUGAACAGUCCAUUUAA